AAUAAAGUAAAUCUGGUUCGUCCGUUUCCAUUUCUCUGCAACUCUCAAACGACCACCACCACCAACAAAAAAGCGAGUGGAGUGAAAUACUUUGUUUUGGCUUGCAUUCAUCCCAAUACGACGACGUUUUGGAGACAUGAGCCUGGUUUCCGAGGACGGCGAAGCGGACGGAAACGGGAAAGUGAGCCCGGUGGUUGUGGUCGGAGUGAAGUUUGACGCGGAGAGUCGGGAAUUGCUGACGUGGGCGCUGGUCAAAGUGGCUGAACCUGGUGAUCGUGUCGUUGCUCUUCAUGUUCUUAAUAGAGUAAUUGACAGUACCGGUUCGCUUAUCUCGUUGGUGAAGGCUUUUGAUUCUAUGCUCGCUGUUUAUGAAGGUUUCUGCAACUUAAAGCAGGUUGAUUUGAAGCUGAAAGUGUGUAGAGGGUCAUCAGUGAAGAAAAUUCUGGUAAGAGAAGCAAAGUCAUAUGGUGCGGCUAAGCUAGUUGUUGGGACCUCUAAGACUCGCCAUCGAAUUCGCUCUUCCGCAUCUGUUGCUAAGUUCUGUGCAAAAAAAUUGUCUAAAAGUUUCUGGGUUUUUGCUGUUAAUAAUGGCAAAAUUUUGUUUCAGAGAGAUGGAAAUUAUACUACAACGGAUAUUUUACAAGAUGCUAAUCAACAGAAAGAUCGAUCAGUUCAUAGAUCUUUAAGUAAGAAUGGGAAAGUUUUAAUUGAUGGAAAUGUUACUGGAGUUGAAAAUAAAUCGUGCAAACAAUGUCAAGGCUUCUUGCACAAAUCAGGUUCAAGUUUUAAAAACAGAACCCAGAAGAAUUGUACUUCUGGUGAUUCAAAGACACCAUUGGCUGAGUCAUCUGUGGAUGGGAAUGUGGAAAAUUCAUUGGCAUUGGUACCUUAUCAAAACAAUGAGGUGGCUAUGAGUUCAAAUUCCCUGGUAGUUCUAGAGCUACCCCAGUCGAAACAUGGUUGGUCAGUGGCUCGUCGGGUGAUUUUCCCCGAACAUCAGCGUUUGGAGAAAUCUUCCCAGAACAAGACAUCUUUGAUACAGUGGGUUCUGAGACUUCCAAGCUGGUAUACUUCUGCCAUUGUCUAUCCUGAUCGUAAACAGACUCAAUCUGUUAAAUCAGAUGAGGAUCUUAAUUCCAUGUUUGAUGGGGAGAGUGGGGCAAUUGUGCCUUUUGAUAAUGAGGCUACACGUCCUCUUUCACCAUAUCAGGGGUUUCCCAAAGAGUUGGAGAAUUUGCAUGACAGAUUCUCAUCCACCUGUAGGUUACUCAGCUACAAGGAACUUUCUUUGGCUACAUCUGAUUUCCAUCCUGAUAAUAUGGUUGGUAAAGGUGGACAUAGUCAUGUUUAUAGAGGGUCUCUUGUCGAUGGCAAGGAACUUGCUGUGAAAAUCUUGAAGCCAUCAGUGGAUGUGUUGAAAGAGUUUGUUUCAGAAAUUGAGAUCAUUACAUCUUUACACCACAAGAAUAUAACCUCCUUAUUUGGAUUCUGUUUUGAGGACAAUAAAUUGCUUUUGGUGUAUGACUUCCUGUCAAGAGGAAGCCUAGAAGAGAGCCUUCAUGGUAAUAAGAAGGAUGCAAAAUCAUUUGGUUGGAAUGAGAGGUAUAAAGUGGCUCUGGGUGUAGCUGAGGCGCUGGAUUAUCUACACAAUAGUUGUGAUCAACCAGUCAUCCACAGGGAUGUGAAAUCUUCUAACAUUCUUUUGUUGGAUGAUUUUGAACCACAGCUGUCUGAUUUUGGACUUGCCAGCUGGGCUUCAACUUCCUCAUCACAUUUAAUUUGUACAGAUAUUGCAGGAACUUUUGGGUACUUAGCCCCUGAAUAUGUCAUGCAUGGAAAAGUGAGUGACAAAAUUGAUGUCUAUGCAUUUGGUGUUGUGCUUCUGGAGCUUCUAUCUGGUAGAAAGCCUAUUAACAGAGAAAACCCAAGGGGUGAGGAAAGUCUGGUUAUGUGGGCUAAACCAAUUUUGAAGGAUGGCAAGUUUCCACAAUUGCUGGAUCCAAGCUUAGCUCAUGAUAUUGAUGAUGUUCAGCUUGAGAGAAUGGUUUUGGCUGCAACACUAUGCAUCAUAAGAGCUCCUAGUCGUAGGCCUCAAAUUAACCUCGUUUUAAGACUUCUUCAAGGUGAUGAGGAAGCAAAAAUGUGGGGAAGGCAACAACUUGGUGCAGCAGAAGAGCUUGAUGUCAGUGAUGAAGCAUUUCCUCAUGAUAUUGAGUCCCAUCUGAACCUUGCACUUCUAGAUGUGGAUGACAAUACUCUUUCUAUCGGUAGCUCUGAGCGAACUGUAUCAAUAGAAGAUUACUUGAAAGGCAGAUGGAGUCAAACAUCAAGCUUCACUAGCCAUGUUUUCGGUUGAAAGCCACUGUGCAAAUCUUUUUCAUUUGUACAUUCCUUUCAGUUGGUUAGCUUUUUAGUUUAAUGACAGAAACAGGGUCUUGGAAGUGAGGUCUUUCAGAAGAGUUUUGCCCCCUCCCUGACUUAGAAGCAGUGAUGCAGCCAAUGUAUCCGCAGAGUGGUUUUGAGCGCCAUUAGAGUAUAAUGAGUUGCCGUGUAUUAUUAAAUAAGAGUUGUUCCCAAAUAGUACCUGAAAGCAGCGGAAAAUAUUGGUGCAGAGGCAUUUAAUUUCUUGACGAAAUUGUAAAGUUUUCUGUAAAGUUAUUUCUUCUGUUUUGACAAAUGUCUGGGACAGAACCAGAAUUGGUUUGACCUGAAUGAGCUUCUCUUUUGGAGCUCCCUUGUGCUUUCUUAAAUGAAAUUACUCGUUUAAGAUCUUUGAUUUUUAAA
Molecule: messenger RNA, 2784 nt
Organism: Mangifera indica (mango)
Lineage: Eukaryota; Viridiplantae; Streptophyta; Magnoliopsida; Sapindales; Anacardiaceae
Product: probable receptor-like serine/threonine-protein kinase At5g57670
Exons: 10
Coding region: 137-2356 (739 amino acids)
Biological process (GO): protein phosphorylation
Molecular function (GO): protein kinase activity; ATP binding
Source: RefSeq, a predicted model, not a curated record